This is a messenger RNA of Sclerotinia sclerotiorum 1980 UF-70, 993 nucleotides long. RefSeq lists its product as hypothetical. Gene Ontology annotation, molecular function: carboxy-lyase activity; hydrolase activity. The transcript has a single exon. Gene Ontology annotation, cellular component: cytoplasm; cytosol. The record is from RefSeq and is a predicted model, not a curated record. Gene Ontology annotation, biological process: secondary metabolic process. The coding region runs from base 1 to 993 and encodes 330 amino acids. Lineage: Eukaryota; Fungi; Ascomycota; Leotiomycetes; Helotiales; Sclerotiniaceae.
AUGCUACCACUCAUCACCCUCGAGGAGCACUAUCUAUCCUCUGCAGUUCUUGCCGCUCAACAAGCAAGCGGUGCUCCGGACCCAUUUGCGAGCUUUCCAGCUCAAUUAACCAGGAAAUUAAAAUCGCUUGAUGAUGAACGCAUCAAGGAUAUGGAUGAUGGGAAUAUUUCACUACAGAUCCUUUCCCAUGGUCCUAUGGAUCAUGCUCCUUCAAAACUUUGCCAACAAAUCAACGAUGAACUCGCGGCAGCUAUAUCCAAAAACCCCACCCGAUUAAAAGGCUUUGCAACUCUUCCCAUGGGAUUUCCCAUAGAAGCAGCUCAAGAAUUAGAUCGUUGUAUAAAUAAACUCGGUUUCGUGGGAGCAUUAAUUGACAACCAUCUUGACGGGAAAUUUUACGACGAUGAAAAAUUCUGGUGUGUAUUCGAGAAAGCUAGUGCUUUAGAUAUACCCAUAUAUAUCCAUCCGAAUUUCACGUCCGAAAAAGAAAUGGGUAAAUAUCGUGGGAAUUAUCCAGAGGAUAUCGCAACCGCGCUUAGUAAUUGGGGAUUAGGCUGGCAUUUUGAUACUGGGCUUCAUUUUCUGCGUCUUUAUGCUGCGGGGUUAUUUGAUCGUUUUCCGGAUGUUAAAAUUGUGUUGGGACAUAUGGGGGAAUUGCUCCCGUUUAAUCUUGAGAGGAUAUUUAAGGUAGCGGGGAGAUGGGGAAGGAAUAAGAGUUUGGAAAGCGUCUGGGAGGAGAAUUUGUGGAUUACUACUAGUGGUAUGUUUUCGUUGGCGCCGUUGGUGUGUUUGGUGCAGUCGAAGGGGAGGGAUAAGAUUUUGUUUAGUGUUGAUUAUCCGUUCUCUGGGAAUGAGAUGGGAAGGGAGUUUGUGGAGAAGGUGGUACAGAGUGGAUUGUUUGGGGAUGAGAAGUCGAAGGAGAUGAGAGGUUUUGCGUUUGAGAAUGCGGAGAGGUUGUUAAAGGUUAGGAUUGUGGAUAGAGGUGGUGUUUGA